Molecule: messenger RNA, 452 nt
Organism: Clupea harengus (Atlantic herring)
Lineage: Eukaryota; Metazoa; Chordata; Actinopteri; Clupeiformes; Clupeidae
Gene: pstpip2
Product: proline-serine-threonine phosphatase-interacting protein 2-like
Exons: 5
Coding region: 123-452 (109 amino acids)
Biological process (GO): actin filament polymerization
Cellular component (GO): actin filament; plasma membrane; cytoplasm
Molecular function (GO): actin filament binding
Source: RefSeq, a predicted model, not a curated record
CAGAAAAGUCUCUUUAAAAACCAACUCAAUAUGGGGUCAAUAACCUGUCUUUUAUAGAAACCGAAAAUGUGGGUUUGUCCCAUCUUCAGCUGGCUCACACUAUACGAGAGGAAGCAAAAAAAAUGGAGGAUUUCAGAGAGAAACAGAAAGAAACCAGAAAAAAGACAGAACACCAAAUGGAUGCCCUACAUAAGCAAAAGGCCACGCAAUACAAGAAAACCAUAGAGUUCAAGAAGACGUAUGAGCAAAAGUGUCGAGAUAAGGAGGAAGCAGAGCAGAACAUGAAUAGAAACGCCACCACAAGCAGUGUUAAACAGCAAGAGAAGCUGUAUUCAAAAACACAGCAAGCCAAGAAUUCAGCUGAAGAAGCAGAUAACAUGUACAAUAGCAACGUGUGCUUGCUGGGGAAGAUCAGGGAAGAUGGCAGAAACGAGUAUGUCAAAAGCAUGUGA